Molecule: messenger RNA, 548 nt
Organism: Didymodactylos carnosus
Lineage: Eukaryota; Metazoa; Rotifera; Eurotatoria; Philodinida; Philodinidae
Source: the annotation of a GenBank genome assembly
AAUUUCUUUAUUUAGUUACUGUUUCAUCACAAGGGAAUUUGAUUGAACAGACUGGACUUGCAAAUCAAACAAUCGUUCAAGUAUUUGAUGUAAAAUCACCAGAACUAAAUGCAUCAGCUCAUGUAGAACUUGUCAAACCUGAUCAAAUGGAAUUGUUAACAUGUCCUGUCGAAACUGAAAUAUCAAAUACAUUACGUUUACCCGUUAAAAUGUUGUCUAAACAUGAUUUAUUAACAUGUUGUUUUCGAUUAGAUUUUCAUGUUCAAUUAGACGAUGAUCAAUUAACAAAUGGUAUAUUUCAAUAUAAAGGUGUUGUAUCUCCAAAUAAUGAAAAAUAUGGCGAUGAUCAAUCGGCUUGUGCCAUUUUACUAUUUAAAUCAAUUAAAUCUGGUCUAACAAAUGUUCGUGUAAUAUUAAAAUCGUACAAUUUAGAGCAAUCAGUAUUAAUUAGUUCUUAUGAACCAUUAAAAACAAAUCGUCGACGUUUAUUAUUGGCAGUUGAUUCAAUGUUUCAUUUAAAACUAACGAACGGUCUUUGUUUGAAUUGA